Messenger RNA from Colletotrichum karsti, 312 nucleotides. RefSeq lists its product as uncharacterized. The transcript is spliced from 2 exons. NCBI's taxonomy places the organism in Eukaryota, Fungi, Ascomycota, Sordariomycetes, Glomerellales, Glomerellaceae. Bases 1 to 312 code for a protein of 103 amino acids. The record is from RefSeq and is a predicted model, not a curated record.
AUGUCACCGGCACAAGAUCAGUACUACUACGUUAUCCCCAACGUCGGCGCCAUGGAACACAACGCGGGUGAAGCCGACCUCGCCUCCCAGGGUUGGAUCCAAGCCACCAUCAUCGAGGACGAUGACCUCAUGUUCGGCGGCAAGUCGCUGAGCACCUGGUACGAGGAGGAGAGGAGACGCCUGAGCAACACCUCGUCGGACGAGGAGGAGCACCGUGGUCGCCAGAGGGUCCGCAAGCACCACUCUUCCCACAAGCACAAGCACCACCACCAGUCGGCGCAACACUCUACCAGCUCCGACAAGAAGCACUAA